This is a messenger RNA of Ostrinia furnacalis (Asian corn borer), 1245 nucleotides long. Its product is annotated as CD63 antigen. Lineage: Eukaryota; Metazoa; Arthropoda; Insecta; Lepidoptera; Crambidae. The record is from RefSeq and is a predicted model, not a curated record. The transcript is spliced from 5 exons. Bases 65 to 970 code for a protein of 301 amino acids. Gene Ontology annotation, cellular component: plasma membrane.
CGGCUCAGCCGAGGACCACGGCAGUUGACGCAAGCCCUACAGCCGGAAAGCUAGUGUUUACAAGAUGACUGCGCCUGCGAGGAACGCGCAAGGUAUGAUGUUCACCAAGACUGAGACGGAGUACAACAUGAAAUCUAUAAGGUUUCUGUUGUUGACCAUCACGGCUAUGUUCGUGGUGAUCGGGAUCAUGAUGAUCGUCCUCGGCAUCUCCGUGUACGGGCACUACCACAGCUUCACGUUCUUCUAUGACAGCGUCAAGAGCGGCCGGUUCAUGACGCCGUCGGUGAUGUGCGUGUUCAUCGGGUUCGUUCUGCUGGUCGUGUCGACCUUUGGAUUCAUGGGCAGCUUGAAACUGAGCACGUGUAUGGUCAACUUCUACGCGUUGAUCCUGUUGAAGAUUCUCAUCGUGAAGUUGGCGAUUGUCAUCCUGGCGUUCACGACAGGAUCUUCGGCUCUUAUGGGCUACAUCGACAUUCCCGUGGCACAGUACCCCGUAGACCGGGAAAUUCAGACUGAAAUCGACGCUUUGCAAGCUGGGAUCGGUUGCUGCGGUAGCAAUUCCUUCCUCGACUACAUCGGUAUGGAGUUCACUGACAGCCACAACACCUCCGUGGUGACCACCGAGGUGGACGGAGACAUUGUGAGCAUGGUGGUGCCCAGAACUUGCUGCGCGGGCAACAGUCAGGCCAUCUGCAACCGACUCCGCGCGACUGGAUGCAAGCAAGCUAUCGCGAACGCUAUCUCUCAGAAUGCUGCGGUCUUGGGCGUACUUGGGCUGUCAGUUAUGUUUAUAUUGGUCCUGGGAAUAACAUUCGCGUUGCUGCUGGCCCGUUGCAUCCGCAAGCUGAAGAGCGAGCGAGCCAUGAUGGCGUGGAAGAUUCGGGAGCAGCUCAUUAUAGCUCGCAUGGAAGAAGAAAGGAAGAACGACCCCACUCUUUACAUCACCCCAGCAGAGUCCAGUGUUGCUUAAUCUACGUAAAUUUGUACAGACAGCACAUUAAGCCUAGGCGCAGAUUUCCGACUUUGAGUUGGCCGUUUAGUCGGGCUGUUAAUCAGUAUGGACAUGUAUGAAAGUGCACACAUUACGGAUUUGGUAUCGGCCGAUUCUUCAUACAAAUUAGAAUCGGGCCCAACUAUCGGCCAACUAAAAGCCGAUAGUCUGCGCCUAGGCUAAGGCCUUGUUCAGACUCGCGCGGUAACCGCGCGGUUUGUGGGUGGUUCUCAUUGGCGAGGCUAUGAGGCGGU